AUUGAACGAGUGAGGUCUGUGCAUUAAGCGAAAUCCACUUCUCGCAAGAAACGCAUGCAAAAUUGGCCAUCGAUGUGCACAGCCCAUCGUACGACGUACUACGUGAUGACUAGAGCAAAGCCAACGAUUGGGUCGAACCGAGGAGAGACCUUCAAAUACGAUACGCACACACUUUUGCAUUCACUGCUGCACUUGCCUUGGUGUCACACGUUUUGUCUCGUGCAAUCCGGCUGGACCGUGUCGUUGUAUAUCAAGCUGCUAAAGCUACACGCACUUCCAGACUGUUUACAGUUUCCUAUCAAACCAAAAGAAUAAAAGGGUUCAUAGUGCCCAGUCAUCCCGUCAUUCUUCAAAAAUCGUGGAAGGAAUAAGUGCAAGUACGAGUGAGUUUUUUUACAAUUGGAGUUUAUCGAAGCGAUACCCGACCCCAUAAAGUUGAAAAACUGGUGAGCAAGAUUAUAAGUCAAAAAUAAAUAACAACAAGCAAAAGAUUCUCAAGUGCUCGACGUUUUGCAUCAAUUUUGAUGUUUUAAUAGUGAUUUAGUAAAUUAUUGAAAUUUACAAGUGCGAAAUGUAUUCGGAUUGGUAGAAUCGUGCUGAGUGGAGAGGAGGAAAGUUGAGACGGUGAUAUUCUGCCUGUUGAGAAAAGUGAGACACUUUGAGCCGUGAGCGUGAGAGACAGUGAGUGAGGGAUCUCCGAGGAUUGUACUACAAUUCCAGUAAAUCAAUAGAUUUCUGAAUUUCGUUCACCAUGAAGCCAUUGGGAUCACCAUGUCUUCACAAGUCCAAUUUGAAGGCGCUGAUCAGACCUCCUGCGACCAGGGAGUUGCAAUCGUCUCGUGUCCACGACCUAACCGCUUCAGUAUCCGCAACGGUGGCGCCGAUGCCACCACGCGUUGCACCCCAACAUCCUGUGAGUGGGGGUGGCACGCUGUCGGACCAAUCCGUAGAGCAGAAACGACUCCUGAUACGGAAACAAUUAGUCAUUCUGCUCCACGCGAUUGUGUGUCGACGUCGAGAUCUCCUUAACACGACUCGUGAUACAUCCUCGUCUCAGCCGUGCAACGUCCCUUUCUGCGGACUCAUGAAGACUGUUCAACUGCAUUUAAACUCCUGUAAAGCUGGAAGAACUUGCCCACAAACCCACUGCGCCUCGUCAAGACAGAUUUUAAUUCACUGGAAAUACUGUGUGAAAGCAGAGUGUCCAGUUUGUGUGUCUCUGCGAAAAGUCGUUCCAACCAGUUUGUUACAAAUAUUCCCAAAUCCCCUCUGCCGAGCUGAAAUCAUGCAAAGAAUCGCGAGGCAGCAGCAAAAUGCAAGUCAUUCUGAAGAAGACGAUGCUGUUCCGGAACUUAUGGAGAGUGAAGAAUGAUCGUCACACCAAAAUUCGUUUUUUUUGUCGCAAACGUUUGUCACUACUAGUUUGAAAAGUUUUCUUAUAAAAAGUGCUUUAAAAUUGACUUGUCCAAGUAACAAAUUCGAUAUAUUGCAUUCAAUUGUUGAUAAAAUUUGUGAGUAUUAGUUUACGUAAUUUUUGAAAUCGUCAAAUAUUUAGAUGAUUGCAUUUUUUAUAAACAAGCCAAAUUGUGCGUUUCCUAUCAAACGUUGUCUACGUCGGAAACGAGAUCAACUCGCAGUCGUUGGUGGAUUGAGAAAGCAUACAAACAGAAUGAUAAUGACGUUAAUCAUGAAACUAGUGUUUGUCCAAAAAUCGCUUUUAAUGCAAUUUUAAACGCAGUCAGUGAUUUAUGGACAGUUAAUUCAUCAACAAUUUGGGAAUGUAGAAGAGAAAUAUACACUUUAUUGGAGAGAGAAAGCAAUGAUCUGAUUUAUUAUAUUUUAAUUACAUAUUUAUGCCUAUAACCCAUGAUUCAAAUGUUUCGUUGUUAACAUUAUAUGAGAUAAAUAAAAUAUUAGUUUCGCACACAUUAA
Molecule: messenger RNA, 1932 nt
Organism: Folsomia candida
Lineage: Eukaryota; Metazoa; Arthropoda; Collembola; Entomobryomorpha; Isotomidae
Product: protein cbp-1
Exons: 3
Coding region: 752-1372 (206 amino acids)
Biological process (GO): positive regulation of transcription by RNA polymerase II
Cellular component (GO): histone acetyltransferase complex; transcription regulator complex
Molecular function (GO): histone acetyltransferase activity; transcription coactivator activity; chromatin DNA binding
Source: RefSeq, a predicted model, not a curated record